This is a messenger RNA of Stylonychia lemnae, 573 nucleotides long. The record is from the annotation of a GenBank genome assembly. Lineage: Eukaryota; Ciliophora; Spirotrichea; Sporadotrichida; Oxytrichidae.
AUGGAAAAAAAAGAAUAUCUCGUUGGAGUAACCAUAAUAGAGGGAAGGAAUUUAAUGGGUAAAGAUGCAGCAGGUACAUCUGAUCCAUUCGUUAAGAUAACUUGUGCAAAUUUACCUCCUCAAGUUACCAUGAGAAAAUACAAUGCUAAUACGGUUGUGUGGAAUCAAUCAUUCACAUUUUCUGAGCUUUUCUUGAAUUAAUAUGAACUUGAAACUUUUGAAUUAAUAAUUGAGGUAUAUGAUUACAAUGCUUUGAUGACAAAUGAACUCAUUGGGUUUCAUUCAAUUGGUCUAUCUACACUUUAUAGAAACCUAAAUCAUGAGUUCUACAAAAUCUGGGUCACACUAUUCAACCCUGAGAUGCCUAAUGAAAUUUAGGGUUACCUCCAAGUUUCAUGUUUUAUUGUAGGCUAAAAUGAAAGGCCCCCAGCUCAUGCUCAAGAUUAAAACGUUAUGGAAGAUGAAGAAGAAGUAGAUGAAGAGGCAUUAGCUGGACUCUCAGAGGAGUAGAAAAUUCAAUUGAUGAAGAAAAAAGCAGGUAUAUUUGUACUAAUGGAGCCAUCUAUGGCUUGA